Didymodactylos carnosus is the source of this 1098-nucleotide messenger RNA. NCBI's taxonomy places the organism in Eukaryota, Metazoa, Rotifera, Eurotatoria, Philodinida, Philodinidae. The record is from the annotation of a GenBank genome assembly.
AUGGUGGAUAUGGUUGCAGACUAUUAUGAGUCAUUGUAUAAAGAACCAGUAGUAAUGCGACUUCAUUCCUAUGUGGAUUCACCUUUAGUUGAAUGGGAUCACGUCCUUGAUACGAUACCUACAGUCACUUAUCCAGAAUUAAUCAAAUCUCUAUCUAAAAAGAAGAAAAAACGUUCGUGUGAUAUUCAUGGUUUAUCUCCCUAUAUGUUAAGCCAGAUGCCUCGUAACUAUUGGCAUAUUUUUGUACGUCUCUAUAAUCAUUCGUUUACAACUUGCUUCAUGCCAAAAAAGUUCAAAGAAGUUCGAAUGAUAUUAUUAGCGAAAAAGAAUGCAGUUUGCGCACCUGAUGAAACAAGACCUAUUUCUCUAUUGGACUCCUUUAUGAAAGUUCAGGAACGAUUAUUUUUGGAUCGCUUUCUGCAAGUGCUAAAAGACAAAGGUAUACUUCCAGAUACUCAAUCUGGUUUUCGGGCGAAUCAUCGUCUUCAAACUCGUGUUCUACUUCUUAUAGAACAAAUUUCUUCCUACAUGUCUAACAGCUCGCCAGUGGCAACGGUAUUUGUUGAUUUUAAAUCGGUAUUUGAUCAACUGUGGUUUUUGGGUUGUCUAGGGAAAUUACCGAGAAUGGGAAUCCCAAAAUCGUAUGUUAAUUGGGUACGAGCGUGGCUUAUAAAUCGGAAAGGGACAAUAGAAAUAUUCGGUAAGAGAUCGAGAUGGUUUGUAAUACUUCGAGGUGGUCCUCAAGGCUCGAGUCUUACACCAACGUUAUUUAUAACUUAUCAUAGCGACAUGGGAGAUUUUAUACCAAUGGCUAUGUCAUUCUUUUUCGCUGAUGAUCUUGCUGCCGUAGUAGCCGGUCAAAUUGGAAUUCGUUUCACUGAUCAAUGCACAGAUUUAGAACGUCGAUUGCAUUCUUUCUUCGAGCGUCUGGAAUUUCCUAAUCCUAUGCCUGAGUUGAAAUGUGGAAAUGAAACUAUAGGAUGGGUGGCUAUAUUUAAAUAUCUAGGAUACUGGAUAACGACUAAGCUGGGUUGGUGGAACAUCAUUGGAAAGAUCCGUCUUAGUGUGCGACAACAGACAGUGGGGGAUUAUCACUAA